Labeo rohita (rohu) is the source of this 2976-nucleotide messenger RNA. It is a transcript of the gene tp53inp1, whose product is annotated as tumor protein p53 inducible nuclear protein 1. Gene Ontology annotation, biological process: positive regulation of DNA-templated transcription; autophagosome assembly. The transcript has 4 exons. Gene Ontology annotation, cellular component: nucleus; autophagosome. The record is from RefSeq and is a predicted model, not a curated record. Lineage: Eukaryota; Metazoa; Chordata; Actinopteri; Cypriniformes; Cyprinidae. Bases 431 to 1159 code for a protein of 242 amino acids.
UUUUCCACAACAAUAACAAAGGGAGCAGUUGAGACCUCGGAGAAGAAACGAAAAAAGAACCGACUGCGAAGCUCCGAACUAAAGGGUCCACAAACUUUUAAUUUCUUCUGGGAAGAAUUGUAUUUAUAUAUUUUUAUAUAUCACACGGCAGUCUACCUCAAACACUUGAAGUGAUCUGUUUUUGUUCUUGAAGUCAGCCCUCUUCCUGUUUACAUUACUUUUUGCCGCAGGGCCUGUUUUUGCACAAUCAACAAAGAGCUAUGGCUGAACUUCAUCAGGUGUUCCUCGGCUGAGAAGUAGUAACUAAUGCACUUCAGCAACUUUACCAAGAUCUCAGUGAGCGGCUCCCGCAGCUGAUGACCAAAGAGCCUGGCCCUCGCCCACUCCCAGCAGGACUAUCCAGCCUCACGCCUCUGCCCCGGACAACAUCAUGUUCCAGAGGUUCACCAGCAUCUUGUUUGGAGACUCCCUGGAGGAGGGCAGUGGAUGUCCUGUGGAUCCAGACUUCAACGAGAAGGAGGAGGACGACGAGUGGAUUCUGGUCGAUUAUCUAGCGAAGGCCUGCUCCAGCGCGUGUGAAGACGAUCUGGUGGAGGUGUGCUCUGACGACGUCCCUCCCUUGGACCCUCCCGUGCGCUGUUCCUCCUGCUCAUCUCUGGAUUCAGCGGCAGACACUGACGCUGAGGACGGCAACUUCUUACGUCUAGAGGCGACCUGUGGGCUGGAAGAGAGCUGGUUCAUCACCCCUCCGCCUUGUUUCAUGGCUGGAGGCAGAGCUCCAGUCCUGCUGGAGACCAGUCCUCUGGAGAACCUACUGAUCGAGCAUCCCAGCAUGUCCGUGUACGCCGUUCACAGCCGUCGUCAACGACCUGCCAAAGAUGGCACCCGUGAGCCAUCGAUUUUAAGAUCUGAUGUUCAGCGCAGGCCCAGUCACCCCUCUGGCUGCUACACAGCCGCUCUGGUCGCUGCUCACGCCGGGUUUCUGGAGCAGACCAAGAACGGCCGCUUGGCCCAGCGCAUCCGUGACAACGUGGAGCGCCAGCAGCUGUCCCGCAACGCCCUCCGCCGCCUUAACCUGCUGCGCGAUGGCGGAGCCAGACAGGCCAAAGCCACCGGAGGCUACGUUCACCAGCCGGGACAGAGGCAGUACAACUACUGAGACGGUCCCCACUGCACUCCCCGCCCCGUCCUCCCCUGCACGCCACCUACUUCCACACUGGGAGAAUUGGUCUUUCGCCAGAAGGAACGGAGUCCUUUAGAAUCAAUGCCAUAGGUCACUUUACUUCACGGCAGGUUCCGCUCGACCUGAUUGUGUCUGCAUCAUGUUUCCUUUAUAAGCUCCAUCUGACAGGUUCUGUUUUGUGUUACGUGUCAUGAAGGUUGAAUAACCAAGUGUUUUGUUAUUGUGAGCACGAUGUUGUAGUGCUCUGUUUGAGCAUGUGUAGGCAGCUUGGCACUUUCAAUGCCUUUAACUUGUCUUUGCUUUUUUUUUUUUUUUUUUUGUUUUUUUUUAAAGCCAUACUAAAUUCAAUCACAUCAGUGAUGAAAUCAUCAGCAGCACUUUUGUGGUAAGGAAGGAACCUGCCUGUGAUUCUUUAGAUCAGUGCUUUCCUCCUCUUUGUUUGUUUUUUUUUUUUUUUUCUCUUUAAAAUAUACUGGGUUUAUUAUCACUAAAAGCCUUGUUUCCAUAGUAGAUUUCAAAAUAUGUAAAAUAUAUUUAAAAAACUUCCAAAAUAUUUUCAAAAGAAAAAAAUAUUAAAUAUAUUACAUAUCAGUAUGAAGUUGAUAAGAGUGUAUGUUAUCUGCGUAGAUAUGUAUGUAAGCAGUUUUUCCUAUUUUUAGUGACUGAUGUAUGACUGUGUAUAGUGCUAAUUUUCCAACAGGUGAAAAAGAAACAAAAAAAAGACAUCAAGUGUUGUAAUGGUAAUUUUCAUGUUUGCUCUAUAUCUGCAGUACAUGUCUCAGGGUCAUCACUGUUCACCUUUGCUCUUUGCUAAAAAUGCAGAUUACUUGCAGACGGUAAAUUGUCUCUGUACAUACUGGAGAACCUCUAACUUUGUGUAAACUUGUGGAAAUAUUUGUAAUUGAUGUAACGUGUGAAUGAAAGCUUGCUCCUCCGAGGACUGUGAAAACAAACUCUCUCUCUUAAUUGACUGUUAAAACCUUUGACGAUGGAGUGAAACUGUUAGCAUUUUUUUAAAUUUUUUUUUUUUUUUUUUUUUUUUUUAAGUUCUCUCAAUGUAGUGACUUUGUGUGUUAAAUGCCUUCUUCAUGUUUUGACUAGUUACACUUUGUAUUGCUGAGCGAAAUAUUUAAAGUAGCAACGAACUUCAAAGUCUUCGUAGGUUACGUUUGUUACUCUUUAUUCCUUUAUCGCGCGCGACCUGGUGUUGUAAAUUUCCGGUGACACUGCCAAGGUAAAUGUCUCCCCUAAAUGAAUGAAAGUAAAGCUGACGUUCGAUCGAAUGCAUAUUAUGUGCAUGAGCAACUCAAGGAAAACACCUACAGCUUCUUCUUUUGCUUGCCAGUCUGUGUUGAGCAGUAUAUUCAGACUUUUUUUCUCUGUGGACGAAGGGAAUGGAAAGGGACGUAAGGUUCUCUUUAUAUUCCUCGAGUAAUACUGGAGAGGCCCUCUUUUUCCCUAUGUCAGUAGACGCCUGAUAUUUGGUAUUCAUAACAGGGAUUUCAUUUUGCCUUGAAUUGCAUUUGGGGAUCAUGUGCCUUCCAGGUGAACAGUAUGACAAUGCAUCCGUGAAGAACUUGAAAUUUGUCCAAAGGGACACAAACAAAUGUAAUUUUACUAUGCACAGAGGAUUACCUUGUCUCUGUGAGCCACUUGCUCUGUCAACUUUUACACAAAAUGUAGCAAAUGUUUUUUGUGUUCAAUGUGUGAAGAAAAUUCUCUGUGGCAUUGCAAGUUUUAGACUAUGCUUUGGUUGAUUUUUUUUUUUUUUUUUUUUUUUUUUUUUUUUUUUU